Macroventuria anomochaeta is the source of this 703-nucleotide messenger RNA. RefSeq lists its product as uncharacterized. NCBI's taxonomy places the organism in Eukaryota, Fungi, Ascomycota, Dothideomycetes, Pleosporales, Didymellaceae. Bases 138 to 593 code for a protein of 151 amino acids. The transcript has a single exon. The record is from RefSeq and is a predicted model, not a curated record.
GAGAGGGUUUGAGGUGGUGAAAAGGAGGUCGUGUGCGUGUUGAGUAGCGGACUCAGAAUGGGAAAUUGGUCGUGUGCGCAGAGGAAUCGGGCAGAGGCCGACAGAAGGACUAAAUGCAAUGUUAGCAGAUAACUCGAAUGCUUGAUGUUUUGCUUUUCUGGUUGAAGCAGUUGUACGCUGCCGACCACAGUGUGCGCCCAUAUUGCUGCCGCCCUUCAGAACAUGUAGCUUACGUGAAUGAUGUCGGUGCACCAAUGGAAAGCAACAAUGAACAACAAAACGCGCGUAAAAAGAUCAUCGUGACCACUCACUCUGCGGUCAGCUCGAAAUUAAAGCAGACAUUGUAUUUGCUUCUUGCGAGAGGGCGAAGAGGCGAGAUUCAUAGUGUUGGCACGGCAGUGGUGGGAGGUGGUGUGUUCGGCCUCAAACCCCAGGCGCGGUGUGUCCGUGUGUGGGCGCGUGAAGUGGUAGCGAGCAGUCGUCGAGCCGCGGGGAAAGGGGUCGUGUGGUAUUUUAUGAGAGUGGGUGCAGUGGUGUUGUGGGAGGUCGGUGGUCGGGGCGGGUUGUGGUUCCAGGGUUGUCUCUUUCACUAGCAGUUCCACGGUAAUCCGACCGCUUAUGCGUGAGGCCUGCGCUUGCCUGGAAGAUGACUCGCCAAGCGGAUAGGUGCCUUACUACCCGUCGGACUUAACGAUUGUGAGCC